AUGACAAAGAAAGAAAAAGUAGUUGUCGUCGAAGAUGACGAUGAGAUUGAGUCAGUCAAGGGACCAGCAAGAUCCAGCCCUUUCCAUUUGUUGGGCGCAUUUUGUUUCAUUCUGGCCAUUGUGGCAGCGGUCGUCUGCUGCUUGGUAAGCACGCUGAUCAACGUCGAGGUGCAGACACGUGGCUACAUCUUCUUCGUCACAUUCGUGACGUUCAUCGUGCUGCUCUUCUUCUGUCUGUGCUGCACGUACUACCUGGGAGCAUCGCGUGAGGCCUGGGAGACGCCCACAUUCACAGGCGUGCGCUGGAACUUCACCAACAUCGUGGCCAUGGCCGGACUGUUUGUGGAGUUUAUUCAGAUCUGCUCAUUCUCCUUCAACAAGACGUUUGGCGCGUUCUACGGAUCAAAUUACUUUGAAGCGUUCAAGUACGUGGCCACGCCGUAUGCUCGCGGAGACUACUUCCUCGAGGCCUACUGGGUGAUGUUCGUGAUCGCCUUCUCGCCCUACAUCUUUGUGAUUGCCAUCCGUAUCCUCAUCUACAUCUAUGGUAUCAAGCGUGGAGCCGACUCUGCAGCCAGCGUCGUGGAGCGCUACCAGGACAACAUUUACUCGAUCCUCUGGUUCCUCGUCAACACACUCUACUUCCCCGUCAUUACAAUGAUGCUCACGGGUACCAGUUGCACAUUCUCAGACGGAGGCGCAGCGCCCACACUCGAUGCUGACCGAUCCAUCGUCUGUCUGCAGGGCAAGCACAUCGCGCUGCUCGUCUGCACGAUGAUCGCGCUGAUCAUCUACUACCCCGCAGCUUCAUUCGCGCAGUCCCAGACCCAGAACAUCUCGGAUAUCAAGUUCAAGCCCAAGGUGGUGUUUGUGAUGCUCCAAGGCAAGUUCGUUAUGGGCGCCAUCUGUGUUGCCUUUGGCUACCAGAAGUACUGGGCCUACAUCUCGACGGCCGUCAUCAUCAACUUCUUCUUCCUGGUGCUCAACGUGGUGUUCCAGCCAUGUUUGCUGCCGUGGAUCAACCGUCUGCGUACGGUCUUCUUCUCGCUGUCGUUCUGGGCCUCCAUUGUGCUGGCCUACACCAACAUCCGCUACUACAGCGUCAGCGCAGGUCGUCUGACAAACGCGGUGACCACCUCGCCACUCAUCAUGUUGCUGGUCGGUUGGUUCAUCAUUGUGUUCUUCCUCGUCGGAUUCUUCCUCGGCUUCCGCAGACUGUACAUCCAGCUCACCAACAAGAUCUGGAGCAAACCGAAUAUUGGCGCAGGCGAUGCCGCUCACAAGGGUGGCAGUCCACAGGGUGCCGACAACGAGAGAGAGAUGGAUGAGUUGUCCUCAUCAGACUCCUCGCCACCAUCACUCACACCAGCCCAUAAACCAGAGAAGCAGCAGCCACAGCAACAACAGCAACAGCCAUCAAUAUCAUCGACCCCGUCAAGGAGCAAUGCCAAUCCAGCCAGUUCGCCACCAUCACCAUCAUUGCAGGCAUCGUCUCAACACACAUCGUUGAGUGCAUCGCAGCUUCAGCCAGCGCCACUGCCAAUCAAUAUCUCGGACGACCUAUCCUCAUCGUCAUCAGAGUCUAUAUAA
This is a messenger RNA of Acytostelium subglobosum LB1, 1590 nucleotides long. RefSeq lists its product as hypothetical. The record is from RefSeq and is a predicted model, not a curated record. Bases 1 to 1590 code for a protein of 529 amino acids. The transcript has a single exon. NCBI's taxonomy places the organism in Eukaryota, Evosea, Eumycetozoa, Acytosteliales, Acytosteliaceae.